Messenger RNA from Schizosaccharomyces octosporus yFS286, 1398 nucleotides. RefSeq lists its product as uncharacterized. NCBI's taxonomy places the organism in Eukaryota, Fungi, Ascomycota, Schizosaccharomycetes, Schizosaccharomycetales, Schizosaccharomycetaceae. The transcript has 3 exons. Bases 1 to 1398 code for a protein of 465 amino acids. The record is from RefSeq and is a predicted model, not a curated record.
AUGAGCGCCUUGUAUAGAGGUUUAAAAUGUAAUUCGCAUUUCCUAUCGCGGUACACUAUAGAACGAAAAGUCAAAAAAUUACUGAGGACGGCGAUUCGAAGUGUGCAUCUACAUGAAUUAGAAUCUUUUCAAAUUAUCCAAAUCCUAUUUAAAGAAUUUGAUUAUGGAGUUGGAGUGAACUGGACUUGUUUAUCACUCUUUUCAAAUCCUCUUGCUUGGUAUUUCCUAACUUGGAAUGCAUUUUCUUAUGCUAUUUUGGAUAGCGCUGAAGCUGCAGUUUUGCCAGCAACUGUGUUAUCUCGCUUGAUUACUCACAUGUCGCAAAAAACUUUAGAAGACUUGUUGCAAAGAUUGCUUCAAUUGGUUAUUCAUUUGAAGAGUGUUUCUAAUUCAAUGUCUUCUGUUUCUCGAAAACGAUCCACUUUUUUCAUAUUUGUUAUCGUGCUAGAGGCUAUUAGUCUGAAACAGUAUGCAAAGAUUGAAUUUAGUAGCAGAGAUAGCAAAAUAUGUCAGAAAAUGCUUCUUCUGUUAAGUGAAUUAGAAUGGGGAUUUCGUUCUUUAUCUUCCUCUUGGUCUACUUUGGAUUUUAUUUUUGCAGUAGCAAUGACGAGGGGUAAACAAAUGGUUGUUCCACAUGCAAAAAGCUUAAGCCAAACUUUACAUUGCUGGACGGUGGAAGGGAAAGAAUUUGAUAUUGAGAAGUUUUCAGAAAUUCCGUUUUUGUAUACUUUGCUUCUUGUUAAGCAGUUGCAAAAGUUGAGAAUUCAUAAAUUGUUAUCCGGCCAGAUCCCUGAUACUACUUUUGUAAAAUCAACCAUGGAAGAUCUUGAAAAAAUAUCAAAUUCUUGCUCGUUUUUGUUCUACGCUCUAAAGCAAAAUUCUCGAGAAGCCGUUAGUAAUGACUUUGUGUUAGAACUCUGUCUACACGACUUUCUAUUUGCAAAUACUAUUUCUUCUGAAUCCAAUGAGCCUACUUCCGCAAAUGAUCAAGAAAUGUUUAUGAUUCCUCUCGAUUGCUUAUUCAACUUUACCCUUCUACCCGUUCCUGAACAUGAGUUACAGGAUAUUAUAUCCUCUAAAUUUCAAUUAUAUAAACAAUCUACCAACAGGAAUUCUUUUCUGAAACAUCUAUUUUGUAUGAUCAGCCAAAAGAUUGUUUCGAAUCUGGAAAACUCACUUGUUCUUUUGAAAGCGUCCAUAGGCAUACUACCCUUCCUUACUGAGUCAGAGGGACAUGAAUUUCUUCAGCAAUUUGAAGUUUUGAUUCAAAACCUCCCAAGAGAGUAUCAGGACUCCACAAUCCUUCUUGUUGCAAAACAGCUUUCUACUCUUUCAUAUUCCCAUGCCUCAUCUUUUCUUCCCCACUGGGCUUCUUUACUGAUUUCUCCUGCUCGAUAA